AAUCUUUUUUGUGUGUGUGUGUCGCGCAUCUCUCUCUCCUCGCCAUCAUGUCCGAAACGGCGCCCGCGGUUGCUGUCAGCGCUGCUGCUCCUGUCGUGGCCUCCAAGGCUCCGGCCAAGAAGGCGAAGAAGGCUAGUGGCGGCGCCAAAGCGCGCAAGGCUUCGGGCCCCAGCGUCACCGAGCUGAUCACCAAGGCUGUGGCGGCGUCCAAGGAGCGCAAAGGGGUGUCUCUGGCGGCGCUGAAGAAGUCCCUGGCGGCCGGAGGCUACGACGUGGAGAAGAACAACAGCCGCAUCAAGCUGGGCCUGAAGAGCCUGGUGAACAAAGGCACCCUGGUGCACACCAAGGGCAUCGGCGCCUCGGGAUCCUUCAAGAUCGGCAAGAAGGCCGGCGAGGGCAAGGAGAAGGCGCCCAAGAAGAAGGCGGCUGCCGUCAAAGCCAAGAAGCCCGCCGCCAAGAAAGCCGCGGCCGGCGGCGUCAAGAAGCCCAAGAAAGCCGCGGCGGCCAAGAAAAGCCCUAAGAAGCCCAAGAAGCCGGCGGCCAAGAAGGCGGCCAAGAGCCCCAAGAAAGCGGCCAAGCCCGUCAAGCCCAAGAGGGUCGCCAAGAGCCCGGCCAAAGCCAAAGCGGUGAAGCCCAAGACGGCCAAGCCGAAGGCAGCCAAGCCCAAAGCGGCCAAGGCUAAGAAGGCGGCGCCCAAGAAGAAGUAGACGUGCCCCGCGCGCUGCUAAAAAACCCCAACGGCUCUUUUAAGAGCCACCCACCUCCUCCUAAAAAGAGCUUGUCACAAAUGUACAUACACUCUUGCAAUAUAUAGAUACAUACACAUACACACGCCUGCCACAGUAUAUCUUGCACAUGUUUGGUCAGAAUUUCAGUCACAGACUUGCUCCUCGCAGAAUUAUUAGCCUGCAUUUCUGGAAAUGGGGACAUUAGAUCGGCCUCUUUAGCGGGAUACUAACUUGCCCCGGGUUGGUUGGUGCGUGCUUCUUGAGAAGAGUGGAUCUAGUUAGGCGGGCACGGAAGUGAAAGAAGAGGAGGGAGAUGCUUUCAUCCCAGAAAAGUUAUUAAUUUCUAAAAAGUUAUUUUUAAAAACUUGAACUUUGAGCCCUUGAAUAAAAUCAGCUAGAAAGUAUUGUUGCG
Molecule: messenger RNA, 1140 nt
Organism: Podarcis muralis (Common wall lizard)
Lineage: Eukaryota; Metazoa; Chordata; Lepidosauria; Squamata; Lacertidae
Product: histone H1.5-like
Biological process (GO): nucleosome assembly
Cellular component (GO): nucleosome
Molecular function (GO): DNA binding; structural constituent of chromatin
Source: RefSeq, a predicted model, not a curated record